Messenger RNA from Oryza brachyantha (malo sina), 1798 nucleotides. Its product is annotated as transcription factor PCF6. NCBI's taxonomy places the organism in Eukaryota, Viridiplantae, Streptophyta, Magnoliopsida, Poales, Poaceae. Gene Ontology annotation, biological process: regulation of secondary shoot formation. The record is from RefSeq and is a predicted model, not a curated record. Gene Ontology annotation, cellular component: nucleus. Gene Ontology annotation, molecular function: sequence-specific DNA binding; DNA-binding transcription factor activity.
CAGAAGAGUGUGUCUCGUCUCUCCGCACCAAAACCUCUCCUCCUCCUCCCCUCCCCUCGGCGAUCACCGCCGCCCCAGCCUCAGAUCUCCCAAAUGCGCGCUUCCUCCUAGGGCGGCAUAUGCCCUGCGCGGCCGCCGACGCGGGAUGGACCUCGCCGCCACCAAGCGCGGGAGGGUGAGGCACGACGACGACGGGGAGCCGGACGCCAAGCGGCGGCGGCAGCAGCAGCUUCCGUGGCAGCAGCAGCAGCCGGCCUCGCGGAUCUACCGCGUGUCGCGGGCGUCCGGCGGGAAGGACCGGCACAGCAAGGUGUACACGGCCAAGGGCAUCCGCGACCGCCGCGUCCGCCUCUCCGUCUCCACCGCCAUCCAGUUCUACGACCUGCAGGACAGGCUGGGCUACGACCAGCCCAGCAAGGCCAUCGAGUGGCUCAUCAAGGCCGCCGCCGCCGCCAUCGACAAGCUCCCCUCCCUCGACACCGCCUCCUUCCCUUCCCACCCCGCCUCCGCCGCUCCUCCUCCUGCUCCUGCUCCUGCUUCCGCCGACGCCGACGCCGAUGCUUCCCACCACCACCAGCUCACCAAGUCCGGGUGCAGCAGCACGUCGGAGACCAGCAAGGGCUCCGUCCUCUCGCUCUCCCGCUCCGACAGCCGCGUCAAGGCCAGGGAGCGCGCCCGCGAGCGGAGCGCCGCCGCCGCCACGCCGCCCUCCUCCCAGGCCGCGGCUUCCUUCACCGAGCUGCUCACCGGGAUGGGCGGAGCUGCGGACAACAAGCAGCAGGCCCAGCAGGCCUGGCAGCCGAUGACCGUCGCCGCGGCCACCGCCGACUACAUCGGCUUCGCGGCGGCGGCGACGCCCAGUAAAUCCGCCGCCCACGCCGCGAUGCCGCACACCUUCGCCUCCCCCGCCCCCCACCUGGCCGGCGUAACCCCCAUCGCCGUGGCGCCCGCGCAGCACUUCACCCUCACGCCCGCCGCCGCCGAGCCGCACGCAGAGAUGACGCACUUCUCCUUCGACCACUUCAUGCCCGUCCACGUCGCGGCACCCGCCUCCGGGCCGGCCGGCGACUACAACCUCAACUUCUCCAUGUCCUCGGGUCUUGUGGGUGUCCACAGUAGGGGGACCCUUCAGUCCAAUUCGCAGUCUCACCUCUCCAGCCACCACCACCAUCAGCAACAGCAGCAGCUUCAGAGGCUGUCUGCUCCGCUGGAUGCUCCCAACAUCCCGUUCCUCUUCAGCCCGGCCGCGGCGCCCACGGCGGCGGACAGCCAGUUCGCCGCCGCGGCGGCGGCAUUGCAGCUCUGGGACGGGUUCCGGCACGCCGACAUCAAGGAGAAGGGCAAGCACUGAUCAGAUCAGGAGCCGCGGCAUCAGGCCGGCGUCUUCUCCGACGGAAAUGAAGAGAUCAAAACAUUGCAACCAAUCCUGUGAGCAACAUUCACAGCUUGAAGCUGCCAUAAUUGAAUGCUGGAUAAUGCAUUCUUGGAAAAAGAACAUCAACUGCACAUCUACCAUGGUCACCAAAGGACCUCAUCAUCACUACUCAGAUGAUCUUGUGCUUUUCUCUGCCUGUUGUUGUAUUCAUUUUGUUGAGGUGAGAAUUUCAGAGCAUUACUCGCUGGAGUGCCCUGAGGUGGGGACGCCCGCCCUUGUAAUCCUUUCUGUUGUAAACUUUGUCAAUGGGAUGCAUGCGGCUCUGGUUUGGCUCUUUGCCUCUUUUAACAGUGUGAGAUCGGUUACCCAUCAAAUUUUAUUGUUCUCCAUUGUGAGAGAAGUAAAAUCCUUGUGAUCCAAUCU